This is a messenger RNA of Linum trigynum, 1252 nucleotides long. The record is from the annotation of a GenBank genome assembly. NCBI's taxonomy places the organism in Eukaryota, Viridiplantae, Streptophyta, Magnoliopsida, Malpighiales, Linaceae.
UUCUAAUAAUAGCUUUUAAUUAAACUGUAAUUUGCGAUUCUAAAAUUAAUUUUGGAAUCUAAACAUUUGACCAGUAUGUAAGUUUCGAAAAAUAUAACAUGUAUGGGAAGUAAACUGUAAUUUGCCACCAAUCCAUAAAUUCACCUAUCCAAUUAGAUCUGAAUUUAAAUGGAUUGAAUUAAUUGGAUAUUUAAUUGAAUUAAUUGGAUGUGAUUGGUGUGCUGAAUAGGAAAUUGCAUUGGGAGUUAAUCACCUUGGAAUACAAGAGUCCUCUUGCUUAAAUUUUUACGUAUGUCAGCCGGUAGGCAUUGUAAUGCGUUCAAACACAAUAUUUCUCAAUUAAAUUCUUUAGUAUUAAUGUGUUGGUACAAAGCUUGGCUUGCCCCUCUGAACAUUCCUGAUUGGCUGAGGACUUCGUCCCCGCGCAUUCUGGUGGAGAUUGGUUGGAGCAGCUCCCUGCAGGUUGAGAAAAGAUGAACGUUGAUGGCGCAGCGUCGAGCUCCGACAAGCGUGUAGGUGCAGGCGGUGUGCUACGAGGGUCGAACGGAGUAUGGAGGGGAGGUUUUGUUUCAAACGUGGGCUACUGCUCGGCCAUCCUAGCUGAGCUCUGGGGAAUUUUCCAUGGAUUAAGUUUGGCUUGGAAUCUAGGCUCUCGUACUCUACUCCUUGAGACUGACUCCAGGCUUGCGAUUGAGUUAAUCGAGAAAAGGGUAGACCCUUUACACCCUCUUGCUACGAUUCUUACUGCGAUUAGACGUAGACUCGCGCAAGAUUGGAUGGUGAGGCUAGUUCAUACUUACCGCGAAGGGAAUAGAGUCGCGGACUGGCUCUCGAAGCACAGUCUCGUCUAUCCAUACGGGAAGUAUGAACUAACCACACCUCCCCCAAGAGAUUCUCCCUCUCCUCCUUGACGACAGUAGAGGUAUCACCUUCCCGAGAUCAGUGAUCGACAAUUCUUCGGAUGUGAUUCUGUAAUUCCCCUCCUCCCCCCUAUUUUUGUUUCUCUUCUUCUUUGGCUGCUGCCUCCCUUUGUCGCAAAAAAAAGGUGCACUACGGCUUUCAAAAGGGCAACCGUAGCUCUUUCUCUUCCAUCCCUAACUCAUUCGAUAAUAGCCAAGGUGUUUACACCAAAAUAAUUUUCAUUAAUUAUUACUUGUGUGAGCAGUUUGACCAAUUUAAGCAGUCGGUUCAUGUGUACAUGGAUGGUCCAAUUUAUCAAGUCGAGUCAUAGGAAUAAUGGAUGGUAGUGUUC